GCGGCUCGGGACGCUUUGACUGACAGUGAUGGUCUCGUGGGUUAUUGAUUCGCUUCCACACGUCGUGGGUUAUUGAUUCGCUCCCACACGUCGUUGACUUUAUCGCGUAAAGUGUGUUCUUUCGCCGAAAAGUGGAAACUAUUGCUACUCUUUAAAGAUAGGCGGGCAAGGUUGGAGCCGGUAGCCCACAUCCUACUGUACUGUUGUAGAGGAGAGACUGUUAUAGAUAGAUAACAGAUAGUUAGACCAUCCGCCUAUGGGCCGCAUUUGAGACGAUGGAGCAUUUUACGCAUUUUUGCCUUUGGUGAGCGCGUUACGCAUGGUUACACAUGCCCUACAGAGUUCCGUCAGACAGCCAGGGGAACUUGUUCAGCUCUGAAGCGGAGGGUCGUCAUGUCGGAGAAGACCCCCCUCCUCCACUACCGUCUCUCCGAGGCCAGCUGCAGCGAGGCACCCGCGGGGGUGCUGCCGGUGCCCCCGUCCCGGGACAGGGGGAAGAGCGCGGCCGGUCCCAGACGGGGGCCGGCGAGCACCAGUCAGCCCAAGAAACUCAACACGUUCUUCGGCGUGGUGGUGCCCACCCUGCUGUCCAUGUUCAGCGUGGUGGUCUUCCUCAGGAUAGGCUUCAUGGUGGGGCAGUGCGGUCUGUACCAGGCCAUAGCCAUGUAUGUGGUGGCCUACUUCAUCAUCAGCAUGACUGUGCUCUCAGUCUGUGCCAUCUCUACCAACGGGGCCCUGGACGCCGGGGGGGCUUACUACAUGAUAAGUCGAGCCCUUGGCCCGGAGUUCGGGGGCAGCAUUGGCCUCAUGUUCUUCCUGGGUAACGUGUGUGCCAGUGCCCUCUUCGUGCUGGGGCUGGUGGAGGCCAUUGAGUCCACCUUUGGCAUGCCUGAAGACGGCACCCUGCCCAUCUCCCCCCACCAGGUGCUCCCGUCGGGGUACUGGUGGUCCCUGCUGUAUGGUACGGCCGUGGCUCUGCUCUGCCUGCUGGUGUGCCUGGUGGGCGCCAACAUCUAUGCCAGCGCCACCUUCGUCAUCUUCCUGGUGGUCAUCCUCUCGCUGGGCACCGUGUUCGUCAGCUUCUUCUCCGUCAGGCCGCACAACGUCACGCUUCCCGGCUCCGCCUUCCUGCCCGGCAACACCAGCAGCCCCAUGGCUCGCUUCACCGGGUUCAAGCUGGACACGCUGCUCGGAAACCUGGAAGCCGGAUAUGGGGUGGACUACACCACAGGGAGGAUGAUGAACUUUGCUACUGUCUUUGCUGUCGUGUUUAAUGGCUGCACCGGCAUUAUGACUGGAUCCAACAUAUCAGGGGACCUGAAGAACCCUAGCUACUCAAUCCCUCGUGGGACCAUCACCGCCGUCAUCUUCACCUUCAUCAUCUACAACCUGUUGAUGGUGAUGGCGGCUUGCACCUGUGACCGUGUGCUUCUCCAGAGGGACUACAACUACCUGAGUGACAUCAACGUGUGGCACCCCUUCGUCACCGUGGGGGUCUACUGCUCCACGCUGUCGGCCGCCAUGAGCAGCCUGAUUGGGGCCUCGCGCAUCCUCUAUGCCCUGGCCAAGGACCACCUGUUCGGUAGGGUGUUGUCUCCGGCUAAGCGGACGUCCUGCGGGGGGAACCCCUGGGUGGCGGUGCUGCUCUCGUGGUUCCUCGUCCAGUUGGUGCUGUUCGCGGGGAAGGUGAACACCAUCGCGGGCAUCUCCACCAUCUUCUUCCUCCUGGUGUACGCGGCCGUGGACCUGGCCUGUCUCGCCCUGGAAUGGGCCUCCGCGCCCAACUUCAGGCCCACCUUCCGUUACUUCACGUGGCACACCUGCUUGCUGGGCAUCAUGGGCUGUGCCAUCAUGAUGUUCCUCAUCAACGCCAUCUACGCCUCGGCCAGCAUCGCCUUCAUGCUGCUGCUCCUGCUGCUCAUCCACUACCUUAGCCCCACCUCCAGCUGGGGCUACAUCAGCCAGGCACUCAUCUUCCACCAGGUGAGGAAGUACCUGCUGAUGCUGGACGUUCGUAAGGACCACGUCAAGUUCUGGCGUCCCCAGGUGCUGCUGAUGGUGUCCAACCCCCGCACCGCAGUGGGCCUGAUAUCCUUCAUCAAUGACAUCAAGAAGAGCGGCCUCUACGUCCUGGGACACGUGCAGCUGGGGGAGCUGAAUACCCUGCCGUCCGACCCCCUGCAGUCCCAGUACGACUCCUGGCUCUCCCUGGUGGACCACCUCAACAUCAAGGCCUUUGUCAACCUGACGCUGGCCACCUCGGUGCGCCACGGGGUGCAGCACCUGCUCUUCAUCUCCGGGCUGGGUGGGAUGCGUCCCAACACCCUGGUCCUUGGUUUCUAUGACAACAACCCCCCGGAGGACAAGCUGCUGGGCCUGGUGCUCUCCUCCUCUGGCCCCCGGGACCCCGAAGACCAGCAGCAGCAGAAGCCCUUCCACUUCCCGUCUCUGCGGGGAGACGCAGCAACUGGAAAGAGCAUGGACCCACAGGAGUACGUGGCGGUGAUCGCGGAUGCCAUCAAGAUGCUGAAGAACGUGGCGCUGGCACGGUACUUUCACGACUUCCAGCGGACGCGCGCCCUGUCGCCCGCGGAGAAAGGCGCGGGGGUGUAUGUGGACGUGUGGCCCGUCAACCUGCUGCGGCCCGACAGCAGCAGCUACGUGGACACCUGCUCCCUCUUCCUGCUGCAGCUCGCCUGCAUCCUCAACAUGGUGCGCGCCUGGCGCCGGGCACGGCUCCGCCUCUUCCUGUGCGUGGAGGAAGGGCGCAGCCUGCGGGGCACCAAGGAGAAGCUGGGCCAGCUGCUGAAGGAGCUGCGCAUCAAGGCCACGGUGUACACGGUGCCCUGGGACAGCCAGGUUGCGCUGCACUGGCAGCGGCAGAGCCGGGCAGAGAAGAGGCCCCUGGACCCCGCCCAGGAGCAACCAGAGCAGGAGGAGGAUAACCAGGAGGAGCCGGAGGUGGAAGAGGAGGAGGAAGAGUACGUCAACAGCUUCCCCAGUAACGGGGCGCGCCUCAGCGACGACUACCUGCUGGCCGUCAACAGGCUGAUCCUGGACCAGCCCUGCCUGUCUCCUGCCGUGCGAUUCCUGUACUUGCCCCGCCCCCCGGCCGACACGCGCCGCUACACCACCUACCUGCGCCAGCUGGACCUGCUCACCCUCAACCUGGGGCCCACGCUGCUCAUCCACGGGGUCACGCCCGUCCUCACCACCGACCUCUGAUCUCGCCGCCGCCUUCUGUACUGGCAACCAGAGAAGAGGCCCCGGCUCAUUUAAGUUACUGAAAAUAGCCGAUGUGCAUCGAAGGGGGGUGAGGUCUUAAUAUCCGGAGGUCAAAAGUACGCCAGUACUUCUCUAAUUCCAUCUCAAACCCAACCCUUAAGAUAAGGCUAAAUUCAGUUAAUAAAUCCAAUGUUAUUUUUUUUGGCUCCAAUUUUUUAGUGGGAAAUUUUAAUUUGUUCUUGUGACCAAAAACCGUCAAAUGAACUUUCAAUGUAUGUGAGGCAGCACUGCACUAAAUUAUCAGUAGAUAAAGGUUUUCAGUUGAAACAUUAUUUUUUUUUACUGGAGGUAUUUUUUACACUUUCCCUGUAAUUCAUUUUAGGGCCAUUGCUUGGCAAAUUACACGUUUGAAAUGCUUAGAGAAAACACUGUUUCACAACAUGUAAUACCCACUGAAUUAGGAUGGUGAAUAUCAAGGUUGUUUCAAUCCCUAUUCAGAGCUAUUUGAUACAUUUUGUAAAAUUUCAGGAUAAGUAAAACUUAUCCUGAGUACUCUCCAGGCAUAACGCUAAAAAAACACUUUUAGAAUUAUCAUUUUUACUAUAUCUUCGACCAGAAGUGGAAGAUUCCAGUCAGGACUUUUCUCCCUUCUGAACCUGAGGUCCUGCUCUGCCUGAGGAUUUCAUACCUGGCUGAUUUGCACAGCGGUUUGAACUUGAGCCAAAUGCAGCCUCGACUAUGAGGUUUAAACCUCUCUCUCCUCCUGACAGACACUUGAAAUUAAAUGACUUGGCCCAGCAUACAUCCCAUCAUAUUCUAUACAUUUCUUUGUACGAUCUAAAAAAAUAAGGUAUCUUUGUUCUUUCUUUGUACUUCCAGUCCUCUCGUUAUUAUUAGCUUAUGUUCUAUUGUGGUACAAUUAGCCAGAAUAUUAGUUGAAAACCAAGUGCAGAACAUUACAAAAUGGUAAUAUUAUAUUUAAUUUGCCACAGCAAUUCCCCAAAAUAUAUUUUUUACAUAUAUAUAUAUAUAUCUGAGUGAACAAAGACAACCAUAACGGACGUGCAUGACAAUGCCGUGAGUGAGUAGAUCGAAGGAGAAUAGUUGUAAUUAUGUUCAUAAUAAUGAUAAUCCUUCUUGAAGUCAUUCUUUAUUUCUGAGACUCAUGGCUUCACUGUAACUUUCUGACUUAGAACCCCUUGCCUUUAUUGGGACGGCGCUGUUUGUAUAACUAACUACUAAACUUUGACUGUGGACCUUGACCGGUCGACCAAUCUGCCAAAGUGCCAGUUGGAAAAUGAUGUGGCAUCCUAAAUCUAACAAGGCCUGAAAUCAAUACACUCUGCCAAGGAUAUAUGAAAUAUCAAUGAAUUAAUGUCAUCAUGUUGGGCUCCUCAAAAGAUAUGACCCUCAUUUGGUAUACUUUGUAGCUGGUUGUAGCAUUUGAUUAUAUAUCUAAUCCAAGGUCUGUAAUACAUUCCGCUGUUAUUUAAAAUGAAUGCUUAUUAUGUAUUAGAUGUAUUAUUAAUUUAAUUUGAUUCGCCAAAACAACUAAUGUAAAGUUACAUUCACCUGCGAGGCCUCAAUCCUGGAUUAGAUAGAUAUUUAACCAAUUGUUAACAUGACAUAGGCAUGUUCAGAGAGUAGAUAUAUCAGAUCUAUAACUACAUCAAAAAGUUUUCAAAAUCUCAUUAAAACCAACGUAUUGGAUAUUCAUACUAUUCAGAAUGGUCUCAAAGGGUUGGUACUUAACUAUUGUUGUUUUGGUGACACUAUAAAACAACUAUGUCUUCAAAUAAAAACCAUCUUUUCUUUCAGAAAAUGUCAAGAUUUAGAAUGACAACAUGCACUCCUAUAGAAAUAUACGUAAACCUCUAUAAUUAUAUAUAUUAAAGUAUGUUUCCUCAUUAGGAACCCCUGUGUUUGUACCAAUUUAUUUAUAUAUUUAUUUAUGUGUUCAGUCAAUUUCCCAUGAGCUGAUUUAUGCUAGAGAUGUGAAACUUGGCAGCCACAAUGAAGUUGGACACGGCUACUCAGAAAUUACAUAUUCUGCUGCCAUGACAACACAGCAAAGCAUACAUCUUCCACCCAUUCCGCUCGCUGUUUUAGAACUACCAAACUUGUUACAGAGGGAAACCCACCAUGCUGAACAUGAUACUAUCUUUGAUUGCCAAGUCUUUGAAGUAUAACAAUUCCUAGACAAUUUGACUAACAACACCAGACUUAUGAGGAAGAACAUACUACGAAGAACAGUCUAAACAAAGAAAACUGUUGACAGAUAGAGCCAAUAAACAAUAUGACCAUCAUUGACCAUCAUUGAUUGUAGGGUCGGCCUAACUCAGGAGGUAGAGUUGUCUUGUAACCGAAAGGUAUCUAGUUCGAUCCCCAGCUCCUCCUAGCUGAGAGUUGAUGUGUCCCUGAGCAAGACACUUAACCCUACCUGCUCCUGAUGAGUUGAGGGGUAUUCCACAAAGCCGGUUUUAUCACAUAACCGGGUAAGUUAACCCAGGGUUUGCAGUAACUCUAGGUUUUCCGUUCCAAAAUGAACACGGUAUGUUAGUUACUAUAGAAAAAUAUGCUCUGAAUCAAACCUGGUCGGAGCAGGUUUUGCGCAGGUUAAGGUUGGAACAUAAAUCGGUUUUGGGUAUUUAAACCCGCGUUCACCGCAGAUUUCAGGUGUUCACAAUGGCAUGCCCUUUUGAUGAGAAGCCUGUUGAUAUCGGAGCGCAAAUUAUUUGUGCAAUCCGCCUAAAAUACAAGAAAAACAGAAAAACCUAAAUUCAACCAGUGGGGUACCCUCACAUGGCCCCUGACUCUCUGAGGAGGUACCCCGAGGUACCCCCUCCAUGCCAGGGCGCCCUGGAUUUAUUGCUAUUGCCAGCUCCUCCACCGUUGUCAAGACAAUUUGAGGGCCAGAUCCAGUCUGCCGAUUGUCGGCCUUUAUACGAUUGGCUUAAAAAAAAGGGCUUAUUUAAAUUCAGGAGUGAUAAAUAUGGUAUGACAAUUUAAAUGCUGGACUGACAAAAUAUAGCCUAUGUAGGCCAAUACGAUGGUGGGAAAAGCAUACCAGUUUGUAUGAGGUUUUUAUACUUCAUUUUUAUUUGAUUCGCUGACCGCUUGGGAGCCAUCAGAGUAGGCCUACAUAUUUUUUAGAAGAAAAGGGUUAUGUGGUAGGAACGCUAAGAAUGCUUAACUGGGAUAUUAAUAGAUUCAUGGCUCAAAUAUUAAUCAUCAUGCUUUUGACAUGUAACUUACGCAUUUACGCGGUCAGCGAUCCACUGCCAGGCUUUGGUUCUCUGGGUUGCAGAAGCUUUAGCGUUCCCUUUUCUUGUGAUAAUGUCCUUCUCCUCGUCAUAGCUCUCCAGGAGUACCUGGAGUUCCAUGUCAUUGAAAUAAGCGGCCCGUUUUGCCAUUUCGAUCAGGGUUUCCAUUAUCCAUACAUCACGUCUUUAUAAGUUUACAUGGACACGCACAACCCUGUGUUAACCAACCCCAUGUUGAUUGAACUAAUUCAUAACCCGUGCGGUGGAACCGACAGCUCUGGUUUAGUUGGCACAGGGUCAUCAACCUAGAGUUCAACUCUGUUUUUUUUAAACCUCCGAUCGUGGAAUACCCCUCUGGCUGUCGCCUUGCAUGGUUGACUCUGCUGUCGGUGUGUCAAUCCACCCUAUUUUAACGGUCUGAAACGCAAUUGAG
Molecule: messenger RNA, 6921 nt
Organism: Gadus chalcogrammus (walleye pollock)
Lineage: Eukaryota; Metazoa; Chordata; Actinopteri; Gadiformes; Gadidae
Exons: 13
Coding region: 394-3225 (943 amino acids)
Biological process (GO): chloride transmembrane transport; potassium ion import across plasma membrane; cell volume homeostasis
Cellular component (GO): membrane
Molecular function (GO): potassium:chloride symporter activity
Source: RefSeq, a predicted model, not a curated record